Molecule: messenger RNA, 2323 nt
Organism: Nasonia vitripennis (jewel wasp)
Lineage: Eukaryota; Metazoa; Arthropoda; Insecta; Hymenoptera; Pteromalidae
Product: myosin heavy chain, embryonic smooth muscle isoform
Exons: 13
Coding region: 181-2187 (668 amino acids)
Source: RefSeq, a predicted model, not a curated record
GCAACUUUUUCCAAAUGGCCCCCGAGGCUCCACGGCUAUUUUUCGUGUUCGCCGUCGCUGCGACAGACCGCAGCUCGUCGCGCAGCUGGACCACGGACCCCAGGGACUCACUCGACAGUGCACCGAAACUGUUUGGUUAUGACCUUGUGGUUUUCCCAGCGGUGAUUUUCCCCCGAUGUUAUGGCGAUUCCGAGGGUGAAAACGUGCAGCUCGGACACGAUGAAUGAAAUAGGUAAAGCGGAGAACGCGAAGCCCGCACUGAGGAAGACCGGCAGACCCUCGGGGAUCAUUGGGGUCAAGAGCAAAAUCCCGAAACACGAGAAGCCAGGUUCAGCUGCGGUCACGACGUCCGCAGGAGAGGCGAUCGCGUCCAAGAGUCAGGACAGCGGCAACAAACGGGCCCUGGAGAACCAGUUCAACACCAAGCGAAAGCAUUACGCUACUCUAAGAAAAGAGAUCGACGAGAAAGAAAAAUACUGCCUGACGAUGUACGAGGAGAUCCAGCAGCUGAGGGAGAAGAUGAUGGCAGGUGGCGGAAAGGAUCCAGUGGCCCAGGAGCUGCUGCAAGCGCCCGCCACAGCCAGCUUGGACCUGUUGACGGAGUUCGAGACUAGUCUGAGCUCCAUUCCGGACACAUGGCUGGGAGUGUGUCGAGAGGCGCUGGAGAAGCGGAACGCAAAGUUGCUCAGCUGGAUCGAGACUCUCGAACCUGCUGAUGGAACCACCUCGGACAGCCUGAAAGAAGAGCUGACACAGCGCAUCGCGAGCUUCGACUGGAACGAGGAAUCGGCGGAACUGUCCGAGCAGCUGCGCGAACAGGUUCAAAAGAUGAGUCAACUCGUGCAGAGGUUGAGGCUUCAACUGGAGCGGUCCAAGUGCGGAGGCGACUCGACGGAGAAGGUGGACAGAGCCGAGAGGGAACGGGGCCUCAAGACUCGGGCUAGGGUCAGGGAACUCGAGACUCAACUGCGCGAACUCCAAGAGAAGCUCAAGCAGAAGGAAACGAGCCUCGAGUUGAAGAGCAAGGAACUGCACAAGUGCCAGAAGAGCAACGAGGCGGCACGAGGAGAGAUCGCCAAAGUCGACAAGCAGCGGGAAAAUCAGGAGUCCAAAUUGGCCAAACUGAAGCAGGAAGUUGAAUCCAAGGACAAGGAAUCGCGAGAACUCAUAGCUCAGUACAACAAGCAAGUUCAGCAUCUGCAGCAGGAGCUGGAGGACGAGAGGAAAACGAGGCAGGAGCUCCAGUCCCAGUUUGACCAGUUCAAAGCGAGGAACGUAAAGCUGGAAGAAAAGUGCCAACAGUUGCUCGAGGUUCAGGAAAAGGAGAAGAAUGUCCUGUCUGUUGACGGCCAACACACGGAAUACGAGAUCCAGUUGUUCGACGAGCUGAGAGAAACUCAGAAAAUCUUGGCGGAGAAGAGUGAAAUCAUCCGAAAGCUCGAGGCCGAGAGAGAAAAGAUUCUAGCGGCUGCGGUAAACGCCCCCGAGGAUGAGACGGGCAAAACCGACGAGAACUCGAGAGAAAUCAGGCUGGCAGCCGAGUUGCUUACUAAAACCGACGAGCUAGAUACUUUGAGGGACCAAUUCAAGCAACUCCAAAAGAAUUACAGAAGGAUGCAGCAACGAGCCGAGUAUUUCGAGGAAAAACUGAAGGAGAUGAACGAGGUGCAGAAUCAGUUACUCAUGAAGGAGGGCAGCGGCAGCCGAGCAGCCUACGGAGCUCAGGUGAUGCAGCUACAUCAACAGGUCACGGACUUGCGCUCGAGUCUCGCUCAAGCGAACGGACAGAACGUUGAGUUGGAGAAGACCUGUAUGAGGCUCCAGCUGAAGCUGGAACGUUACAAGAGACAUAUGCACAACUUGAAUAAAGAUCGAAAACUCCGAAAGGAGAUGCAGACGCUCCUGCAGCACGAAGAUGCUGGUAUGGUCGGCGCCGAAAGUCAUCUCGAUGUUCAGGUAGAUCAGCUGAUGCAGAACACGGCUGAGGACAUCGAGGAACUCUACGAGGCACUCGAGAAAAAGGAGCUGCAAGUGAUGAAGUUGGAAAAGCUCGUCAAACAGAUGGAACAGCAGGAGGAGUGUUCCCAGGCACAGCGUACUAGGCUAGAAAACAGAAUUGCUAAAUUAGAGCUUGAGCUCAAAGAAGCUCAGCAGACUCAUAGGAAUAGAGGAUUCAGUUUCCUGUGAGGGCAGAUAUUACUUGGAAGAACCACAUUUUUCAGUGUCAAAUUAAUGCAUAUAAAUUUAUUACCUAGUACUUUAAUCAAUUAGCUACAGACUACAGUGUCUUUCAUUAAUAAACUGACUUUUUACAGACAAUUUA